Molecule: messenger RNA, 1473 nt
Organism: Scleropages formosus (Asian bonytongue)
Lineage: Eukaryota; Metazoa; Chordata; Actinopteri; Osteoglossiformes; Osteoglossidae
Product: regulator of G-protein signaling 2-like
Exons: 5
Coding region: 32-628 (198 amino acids)
Source: RefSeq, a predicted model, not a curated record
UCCGGGCACGAAUCAAGAGGCUGGCAUAAAUAUGAAUAGCGUUCUUUAUUUGGCUCAGUCACAAAGAUCAGCAGAAAUGGAUACACUGCGUUCAGACAGUGAACCAUUUGAGUCAGGACAUCCCAGCGAGAACAAACAGAAAACAUGGACUUCCAGAUUACGCUACUUCUUGCAAAAUCCCUCCUCGCCACAGGACUCGUCAUCAAGAAAAAUAUCCCAGAGACCGACUAUUGAUGAACUGAAUCAGUGGGCAAAAUCUUUUGAGUACCUGCUUUCCCACAAAUACGGACGAGUGGCAUUCCGAAUUUUCUUGAAGUCAGAGUUCUGUGAGGAAAACAUGGAGUUCUGGCUGGCUUGUGAGAAGUUCACAAAGAUAAAGUCUCAAUCACAGCUCCGUACCAGAGCCAGGAGCAUUUAUAAGGAAUUUAUCAAGAGCAAAUCCCCAAAAGAGGUGAACUUGGAUUCUCAUACCAAAGAAACUAUUGCACAGAGUCUCCAGUGGCCAGCUGUGUCUUGUUUUGCCAAAGCACAGAAAAUAAUAUACUUACUGAUGGAAAACAGCUCCUAUCCCCGGUUUAUUGAAUCAGACCUCUACAAGGAGUUGUGUGCAAGAGCAAGAAGUAGCUGAACACCAAGCUCUGGCCAAAGCACUUUACAUUGCAUCCAACAAGGCUUCACCUACAAAUAGUGUAAUUUCUCAAGGGUUUACUACAGGCAAUGACAGAAAUGUAAUGUAUUUAGCCAUCAAAUUCCUACAAACUAUAAAUGAAUAGUAAAUUAAGUUAAAAGGAACACAACGGUUAGAAUAAACCACAUGUGAUGCUUUCUUUUAAAGAAAACGAGUGGUUUUGCAAGUGGAUAAAAAAUCAGAAGUUAGGCAAUGAAAAAAAAACUGCAAAAAUUCAGUGGUGUAAAACUACUUGUAGUAAAUACAAGAGUGAAUCUUACCAGAGGUAGUAUGCCUAUAAUGAAUGUGAAACCUUUUCUUAACAUUUUUUUUUUUUAAAAAUAAUCCAAUUUACUUAAUUGUGUGUGAAUGAUCUGCAGCUGGACUGCAGUUUAUUUGUAUUUAUUUUAUAAUAAGGCUCAUAGGUGGUGCAUGUGACACUGAGUUCCAGACCCAGGUGCUGGACAAGGGGACACCAACGUUAAACCCCAUUUCGGCUGGCAGUCCAGUUUAGCCCUCCUGACUAAAUCGUGUUGUGAGUAACAGUCACCAACUAAGACAAGCACACUUCAUUGAAGGUGACUGCAGCUGCACAAGUAUGAGGAAGAAAGAGGAACCUUGUGUCUAUGUUUAAAAAUCAUUUUUACAUUGUGAAACUGUGUACGUGCUUAUUUUUAUUAACCACAUUAUUUUAUGUCACGUCUGGGGACUAAAUACACGAUUUGUUGACAAUGUACCUGAAAAUACUUGAACCUAGAUCAAUAAAAAUGUAAAUAUGUGAAUAAAUGGGAAAUAUUUAAGCACAA